This is a messenger RNA of Molossus molossus (Pallas's mastiff bat), 3228 nucleotides long. RefSeq names its product ribosomal protein S6 kinase A3 (gene RPS6KA3). The transcript has 27 exons. Gene Ontology annotation, molecular function: ATP binding; magnesium ion binding; ribosomal protein S6 kinase activity. The coding region runs from base 512 to 2650 and encodes 712 amino acids. Gene Ontology annotation, biological process: intracellular signal transduction; protein phosphorylation. Lineage: Eukaryota; Metazoa; Chordata; Mammalia; Chiroptera; Molossidae. The record is from RefSeq and is a predicted model, not a curated record.
UCAGGUUUUUUUCUUUCCCCCAAGUGAAGAUCUGAGGAAAGGACAGGGGGAAAACAGAUAAAAAACAUUUUGAAGAAUAUGAGUGGAAGAAGGAAGAAAGGAAAGUAUGUUCACAUUUCAACAUUGCUCAAAUUGGAAGCAUAAUGCUCUCCAGGUCCCUCCAGGCCAUCUCAAAGGUCUAGGACACACCUUUGAACAAUUUAUGAAAAAAGGUACUACCAGGAUGGUGACAUUUUAUAAGGCUUUGCAGACCUAAGAAUAAUUUCCUGUGACGUUUGUACAUGAAAAACUAGGACAAGGAUUAUAUCUUUAUCCUUGAAAUUUAAAAACAUUUGCCAGGACAUGUCUUGGUGUUGAUGAUCUCUGUUGAACCUUCUCAGUCUCCAGUCUCAGUAUAUAAUGAGUAUGAUGACUAUCACUGUACAUAAGUCUUUAUGCACAUCUCUGAUAUUUCCUUAGGAUAAAUGAGGAGCUGAUUCUUAAUCCUGUCACAUUGAAUGGACAGCAAAUUAUGGAUGAACCUAUGGGCGAGGAGGAGAGUAAUCCACAAACUGAAGAAGGCAGUAUCAAAGAAAUUGCAAUCACACAUCAUGUAAAGGAAGGACAUGAAAAGGCAGAUCCUUCCCAAUUUGAACUUUUAAAAGUAUUAGGGCAGGGAUCAUUUGGAAAGGUUUUCUUAGUCAAAAAAAUCUCAGGCUCAGAUGCUAGACAGCUUUACGCCAUGAAAGUAUUGAAGAAGGCCACAUUGAAAGUUCGAGAUCGUGUUCGGACAAAAAUGGAGCGUGAUAUCUUGGUAGAAGUUAAUCAUCCUUUUAUUGUCAAGUUGCAUUAUGCUUUUCAAACUGAAGGGAAGUUGUAUCUUAUUUUGGAUUUUCUCAGGGGAGGAGAUUUGUUUACACGCUUAUCCAAAGAGGUGAUGUUCACAGAAGAAGAUGUCAAAUUCUACUUGGCUGAACUUGCACUUGCUUUAGACCAUCUACAUAGCCUGGGAAUAAUCUAUAGAGACCUAAAACCAGAAAACAUACUUCUUGAUGAAGAAGGUCACAUCAAAUUAACAGAUUUUGGCCUAAGUAAAGAGUCUAUUGACCAUGAAAAGAAGGCAUAUUCUUUUUGUGGAACUGUGGAAUAUAUGGCUCCAGAAGUAGUUAAUCGUCGAGGUCAUACUCAGAGCGCGGACUGGUGGUCUUUUGGUGUGUUAAUGUUUGAGAUGCUCACUGGUACACUACCGUUCCAAGGAAAAGAUCGAAAAGAAACAAUGACUAUGAUCCUUAAAGCUAAACUUGGAAUGCCACAGUUUUUGAGUCCUGAAGCCCAGAGUCUUUUACGAAUGCUUUUCAAACGAAAUCCUGCAAACAGAUUAGGUGCAGGACCAGAUGGAGUUGAAGAAAUUAAAAGACAUUUAUUUUUCUCAACAAUAGAUUGGAAUAAACUAUACAGAAGAGAAAUUCAUCCACCUUUUAAACCUGCAACUGGCAGGCCUGAAGAUACAUUCUAUUUUGAUCCUGAGUUUACUGCAAAAACUCCCAAAGAUUCGCCUGGCAUUCCACCUAGUGCUAAUGCACAUCAGCUUUUUCGGGGGUUUAGUUUUGUUGCUAUUACCUCAGAUGAUGAAAGCCAAGCUAUGCAGACUGUUGGUGUGCAUUCGAUUGUUCAGCAGUUGCACAGGAACAGUAUUCAGUUUACUGAUGGAUAUGAAGUAAAAGAAGAUAUUGGAGUUGGCUCCUACUCUGUUUGCAAGAGAUGUAUACAUAAAGCCACAAACAUGGAGUUUGCAGUGAAGAUUAUUGAUAAAAGCAAGAGAGACCCAACAGAAGAAAUUGAAAUUCUUCUUCGUUAUGGACAGCAUCCAAACAUUAUUACUCUAAAGGAUGUAUAUGAUGAUGGAAAAUAUGUGUAUGUAGUGACAGAACUUAUGAAAGGAGGUGAAUUGCUGGAUAAAAUUCUUAGACAGAAAUUUUUCUCUGAACGAGAGGCCAGCGCUGUCCUCUUUACUAUAACCAAAACAGUUGAAUAUCUUCACGCUCAAGGGGUGGUUCACAGAGACUUGAAACCUAGCAACAUUCUUUAUGUGGAUGAAUCUGGCAAUCCAGAAUCUAUUCGAAUUUGUGAUUUUGGCUUUGCCAAACAGCUAAGAGCAGAAAACGGUCUUCUCAUGACGCCUUGUUAUACUGCAAAUUUUGUUGCACCAGAGGUUUUGAAACGACAAGGCUAUGAUGCUGCUUGUGAUAUAUGGAGUCUUGGUGUCCUCCUCUAUACAAUGCUUACUGGUUACACUCCAUUUGCAAAUGGCCCUGAUGAUACACCAGAGGAAAUAUUGGCACGCAUUGGCAGCGGAAAAUUCUCACUCAGUGGUGGUUACUGGAAUUCUGUUUCAGACACAGCAAAGGACCUGGUGUCAAAGAUGCUUCAUGUAGACCCUCAUCAGAGAUUGACUGCUGCCCUUGUGCUCAGACACCCUUGGAUAGUCCACUGGGACCAACUGCCGCAAUACCAACUAAACAGACAGGACGCACCACAUCUAGUCAAGGGUGCCAUGGCAGCUACAUAUUCUGCUUUAAACCGUAAUCAGUCACCAGUUUUGGAACCAGUAGGCCGCUCUACUCUUGCUCAGCGGAGAGGUAUUAAAAAAAUCACCUCCACAGCCCUGUGAAGUGACCUCAGUGAAAUAUUUGGUACCAUGGUGUAAGCUGAUAGCACAAGUUCUGGCGACAGGUAGCACAUAUCUGAGAGACACCUGCAAGCACACACUGUCCCAGCUGGUACCCAUAAUGCUGCUGCUCCUGCUGCUGCUCCUGCUUUCAUCUCUUCUCGCUUUACAUGAUUGUUAGCAAGUUAGAUUUUCCUGGAGCUUCGGAUGAAAUGAAAAUGGAAACAUGACGAAGAUAUAUUCACUGAAUCAAUAACAAGAAUAAUGAACAUGAAUACCACCUAAAAAUACACUGAAUAAAGUACUCUACACCAUAUAGCAUUAUUUUUAUAGGAAAUAUUUCAUGUCCCUUAAAUAUUCUUUGUUAGUUAUAGGGAUGGACAGUUUAUGUUAAGCACUUAGCUUAAACAAUCCGUUUAUAUUAGCACUGUAUCCCUUGUGCCAUCCAACAUUUUGUAUGUUUUUGUAAACAAUUCAUAUACAGUACAUUUCUGUACUGCUUUCUUUAAUGUAUACAUGCCUUGUUUAACUUGGAAUCUAUUAUUAUUAAUCAAUUGACUAUUAAAUCUGGUUAAAUAGUU